This is a messenger RNA of Brassica oleracea var. oleracea, 808 nucleotides long. RefSeq lists its product as uncharacterized. Bases 61 to 600 code for a protein of 179 amino acids. NCBI's taxonomy places the organism in Eukaryota, Viridiplantae, Streptophyta, Magnoliopsida, Brassicales, Brassicaceae. The record is from RefSeq and is a predicted model, not a curated record. The transcript has a single exon.
UUUUUCUCUUUUUUUUUAUUUUUGAUAAGAAAACUUAUAAGAUUUUUUAGCAAAAAAGAUAUGGGAAACAGUUUACGGUGCUGUUUAGCUUGUGUACUUCCAUGUGGAGCCUUAGAUUUGAUCCGAAUCGUACAUCUCAACGGCCACGUCGAUGAGAUCACUCGUCCAAUGACCGCCGGUGAGAUCCUUCAGGCGAACCCUAACCAUGUCUUAAGCAAACCAUGUUCUCAAGGAGUUGUACGUAAGAAGAUCUUGAUCUUGUCUCCUGAAUCUGAGCUCAAGCGUGGGAGCAUCUAUUUUCUUAUACCGGAUACUUCCUUGCCGGAGAAGAAGAAAGCAAAGAAGAAAAAGGAUGUCCAACGUCGGAGAAAGACUCUUGGAAACGCUAACGACAUCAAUAGUAAUCACAUGGUAAGCACUAGUAAUAAGGAUCUUGAUUUGACGUUGUGUGAGAAAUAUUUGGAAGAUGUUAUGUUGUCGUCAUCCGAGAAGAAAUGUUCAGCCGGUAAAGAGAACCGUCACCGUCGAAGACAUAGUCGGUCGGCGUCGGUGUCUAUGUGGCACCCUCACCUUGAUAGCAUCUCUGAGGAUUUUAACUAGUGUUUUAAUGUUUUCAUUCUUCGUUAAUUCUGUCUCUAUUUUCUUAAUUUCUUAUUUCUUUUCAGAUCCGAAAAUAGAUUCUUAUUAACAUUCCCGGAGGGAAUAUUUUCAUUUUUUAAAUUUAUUUUGGUAUAUGAUUAAAAACAAAAAGCUUUUGUAAUGUACUAAUGUGGAAAAGAUCUAUGUUAAAUCGGUAAUCUAAUUUUUA